CAGGCAUCAUCAGCAUUUCGGCGUCUCUCUCGCCGCAUUCUCCCGAAGAGAGAACGAGAGCGAGAGAGGGACAGGAAAAGAGAAGAAAAGAAAGGAAGAAAGAGGAAAGGGGAAAUAGACAGGGCGACGAUAGUUUCGAGAGAGCACGCUGCAUUAAAGGACGAAUCCCAUCAGUGGUGCCGACGGUGGCGGGCUCAAUCUGUCCACUGUCAGGAUGGCGAGGUGGUUGCUGGUCGCUUCAUUGGCCAGCUUGCUGGUCCACCAAACGAGAAAUGAAAUCCUGACGCCACCGUAUUUCAAUUUAGCUGAGGGCAAGGAGAUCAUCGCGUCAGCCACGUGUGGCGUCGACACCCCCGGCCCAGAACUCUAUUGCAAGCUUGUCGGCGCGAACGCUGAUCAGCACGAGGACAUAAAUCUGAUACAGGGUCAGGUAUGCGAUUACUGCGAUGCGGACAACCCGGAAAAGAGGCAUCCACCGGAAUAUGCGGUCGAUGGAAUGGAAACCUGGUGGCAAUCGCCACCUCUCUCCAGAGGCAUGAAGUACAACGAAGUGAACCUGACGAUUAAUCUCGGACAAGAGUUUCACGUAGCAUACGUGUACAUAAAAAUGGCUAAAUCUCCCAGACCCGGACUCUGGGUACUCGAAAAGUCGAAAGACCAUGGGAAAACCUGGUCUCCUUGGCAAUACUUCUCCGACACUGCCAACGACUGUUUGACUUACUUCGGUGUGGACAGUUAUAAUCCCAUCACUAGAGACGACAGUGUCAUUUGUACCACGGAAUACUCUCAAAUCGUGCCACUGGAGGGCGGUGAAAUACCGAUUUCGAUUCUGAAUAACCGUCCGUCCGCCAAACAUUACUUCAAUUCCACUCUCUUGCAAGAAUGGACCAGAGCGACGAACGUCCGGUUUCGUUUUUUGAGGACGAAAAAUUUAUUGGGUCAUUUGAUGUCGUUAGUACGAGAGGAUCCCACAGUGACCAGGAGAUACUUCUAUUCCAUCAAAGAUAUCAGUAUUGGUGGUCGGUGCAUGUGCAAUGGCCAUGCAGAUACUUGUGACAUAAUGGAUCCAAAGAUGCCAAAGAAGCUGGUUUGCAGAUGUCAGCAUAACACUUGUGGACCACAAUGCGCUACCUGUUGCAAAGGAUUUGAGCAAAAGAAGUGGCGGCAGUCCACUGCGUCUAAAAAGUUUACAUGCGAACCUUGCAACUGUUUCGGUCACUCGGACGAGUGCGAAUACGAUCCGGAAGUGGACGAGAAACACUUGUCCCUGGAUAUACACAACAACUACGAGGGAGGCGGUGUGUGUCAGAACUGUCGAGACAACACUGAAGGGAUCAACUGCAAUCGCUGUAAACCGAAGUUCUACAGACCGCGAGAUAAACCCUUGAACGCGACUGAUGUUUGUCAACCAUGUCAAUGCGACGUGUUUUACUCGACCGGAAACUGCGCGGACGCCACUGGCAAAUGCGAGUGCCGAAAGGAGUACACUUCAGAAAAUUGCGACAGUUGCAGUUUUGGAUACUAUGGGUAUCCAAACUGCGUGCCUUGUCAGUGUCAUAGGAAUGGAACCGAUGGAGAUCACUGCAAGGCCAUCGAUGGAUCUUGUCCCUGCAAGUCGAACUAUGCCGGUCAUUAUUGUGACCUUUGUGCAGAAGGAUAUUAUAACUUUCCCGAAUGUUUACCCUGUAAAUGUAAUUAUUUGGGCUCCCUCAACGAGGUUUGUGAUGUACUUUCUGGCAAUUGCACCUGCAAGAAUAAUUACGGUGGAAGAACGUGCGAUAUCUGUGAAGAUGGCUACUACAACUACCCUCAAUGUACAUUCUGUAAUUGUGAUACACGUGGAACCAAGCCUGGUGUUUGUGAUAAGUCAGACGGAUCUUGCUUAUGCAAAGAAGGGUAUGGUGGCCCAAGAUGCGACCAGUGCAUCAGUGGAUAUUACGGAUAUCCAAAUUGCAGACCUUGUAACUGUAGUACGAUAGGAUCAUCCACUAUUAGCUGCGAUGCUACCGGAAAAUGUUCUUGCUUGGCUAAUUUUGCUGGAAGAACGUGCGAGCAGUGCAGCCCCGGGUAUUACAUGUAUCCAGAAUGUAUAGCUUGCAACUGCGACAGUCACGGUUCAAUCGGCGCAUCUUGUGACGCGGAGGGUAAAUGUCAGUGUCGUGAGAAUUUCAAUGGUGCAAGAUGCAAUCAGUGUAAAGAAGGCUUCUACAACUUCCCCACUUGUGAGGGUUGUAACUGUGACCCAGCAGGUGUUGUGGAAACUUUCCAGGGGUGUGGCACUUUACCUGCCGGGGAACUUUGUCAGUGUAAAGACCGCGUUGAGGGUAGAAUCUGUAAUCAAUGUAAACCACUCUAUUGGAAUUUGCAGCCUUAUAAUCCUCAAGGUUGCGAAGAAUGUCAAUGUAACAUACCUGGUGUCAUUGGAAAUAUUGGUGAAUGCGACACGAAGACUGGUCAAUGUAUCUGCAAACCCGGGGUAACAGACAGAAGUUGUAAUCAAUGCGUGGAUGGUACAUACAAUCUUCAAGAGAGCAAUUUCUAUGGUUGUACAGAUUGUGCUUGUGAUAUUGGCGGUUCCGUCAAUUCUGUGUGUGAUAAGUUAACGGGUCAAUGUCAGUGUCAACCACGAGUUACAGGUCUGACAUGCAAGGAACCCCUAAAAGCCCACUAUUUUCCGACACUUCAUCAGUUCCAGUAUGAAGCGGAAAAUGGAAAAACGCCUAGCAAUAGUCCGGUUCGUUAUGGUUUCACUGAAGAACACUUCCCAGGAUACAGCUGGAAAGGAUACGCAGUGUUUUCUGCUCUUCGGGACGAGAUCAUCUUGAAUGUUUAUAUUCAGAAAUCGUCUCUCUAUAGAAUGGUCCUUAAAUAUGUGAAUCCAAAUAAUGAACCGAUCCUUGGAACGAUUACUAUUACCCCCGAAAAUCCAUCAGAAGUGGAGCAGCAGUUUAAAGUCAAUUUCAAGCCAACCGUAAAACCGUCGUUUGUAACUGUCGCAGGACCUCAAGGCAACCUUCCUUCGGCCAUGGUUAUGAAUCCAGGACAUUGGUCCGUUAGUAUUGCUACCAAGAAGAGUCUUUUCCUCGAUUACUUUGUGCUUCUUCCAUCCGAAUAUUACGAGGCAACCAUCUUAACUCAAGAUGUUAAUAUUCCUUGCGAAGUUGGUUAUAAAGGACUCUGUAGACACUAUGGUUAUCCUAAUUUGACGAUGUUUGAUUCUGUUCAUGGAGCUGGUGGGUUCUUGAACGAAAACAAUGUUAGAAUUCCUCUAACUGAAUAUUUUACCGAUACAGAUAUACUGCGUGAAAUUAAUAUAGAUAAAAUUCCGUUGAUUAAUGAAAGACAGGAAGAAAUACAUUUCGAUCUAAGAGUCUCGAAACCAGAGCCACAUGUCCUACUGGUAACUUAUGUGACACCUAAGGAUGAGAAUUCUACGUCAACCCUUCUCAUAGAGGCAAACACUGUUGGUAAAGGAAAGGCUACUCUGUAUCCUUGCAAGUACACCAGUAUUUGCAGACAAGUAGUGACUGACACUUAUGGCAGAGUAGCUACAAUGAACUUUCCCACGAAUUAUAUCAGCUUAAUUUUAACUGGAGAACCUACUUCGAAUGUAGCUAUAGAUUCUGUUGUCGCCAUUCCUUAUUAUCAAUGGUCAUUGGAUUAUGUCAAACCAAAAUCGAUAUGCGUUAGAAAAGAUGGAAAAUGCGUGAAAGGACAAUUCCCGGGUGCAGCAGAUGCCAAAAAAAUUGAGUUCGAAACCAACAGCACAGUAUCUGAAUCCGAAAAUAGGCCUUUUGGUAUUUACGAUAAUACUACUAAAUUAAUCUAUCUGGAUGACAAAAAUACAAUGGUAGAUAUUCACGCAAAAGUCUUACAGCCUGGAGAUUAUACUUUUGUUGUGCAAUAUUAUCAACCAGACUAUCCAGAGUACGAGCUUGACGUGUUAGUACAAAAUGGUAAAUUCUAUGAAGCGAAGAUGUCUGUUCCUCAUUGUCCUAGCAAUAGCGGAUGUCGCAGUUUGGUUAAACAACUUGACGGUAAUGUUCGAUUCCAAUUAAUCGAGAACUUCAUGAUCACCUUCAAGGAGAGUGUUGGCAAUGGUAUCUGGCUUGACUAUAUCCUAGUUAUUCCAACAGACCAGUACAACGAAAAGGUUCUGAAAAAGAUUCAAUUUGAUCAGACAAAGGAAUUCAUCAAAAAGUGCGGUUACAAUCAUUUCCACAUUAACGUUACCGAAGAAGGCUUCUGCCGUGAUUCGAUUUUCUCCUUGACAGCCAAUUACAACAACCGUGCUCUACCAUGUAACUGCGACAUUAAUGGAACCAUAAGCUUCGAAUGCGAAAAAUUCGGCGGACAAUGUCCGUGUAAACCAAACAUUAUUGGAAGACGAUGUGAAAUUUGCAAAACGGGAUUCUACGGUUUCCCUAACUGCAAGCCGUGCAAUUGCCCUAGUAUAGCUCUUUGUGAACCAAAGACAGGUGCCUGCAUUUGUCCAUCAAGAGUCACGGGUGAGCGUUGCGAUCAGUGUGAAGUGGGAACUUAUGGAUUCCAUCCGAUCAUCGGCUGCGAAGAAUGCAACUGUUCUCCUCUGGGAGUAGUCGAUGGAGACCUGCAGUGCGAUUUUCUGGAUGGAAGCUGCAGAUGCAAAGAGAACGUAGUAGAUAGACAAUGCGACAAGUGUCGACCUGGUUACUCUCAAUUUCCAUACUGCGAGAAAUGCGACUGUGAUAUCAGAGGGACCACUGCGAAUAUCUGUGAUCAAUAUACAGCAGAAUGUUUCUGUAAGGAAAACGUUCAGGGAUUAGCCUGUGACGUGUGCAAGGAAGGCACUUUCAAUAUCCAGGAGAACAAUGAGGAAGGUUGUACGAAGUGUUUCUGCUUUGGAAAGACCACCAGAUGCGUGUCAGCAAACUUGUAUAGAGCCCACAUGACCGAUCUGACUAAUUGGGAGUUGGCUCUGUCUAAUGAGAAAGGUAGCAAUAUAACGUUCUUGGCAACGAUUCCACACGAGUUCAAUUCGUCUAGUAUUGCAAUUGAUCUCAUUAAUAAUGAUACGUCCGGAAAGGUUGUGUACCUCUCAGCACCAGAGACUUAUUUGGGGAAAAAGUUGACCUCCUAUGGAGGAUUCUUGAAUUACACAGUUUAUUAUAGCACUGGACCGUUUGGUAGUGCUGUUAGUGCGCCUGAUGUGAUUCUCCAAGGUGUCGACACGACAUUAUUCUACUAUGCCGAAGAACAACCACCAUCAUUCACGAACUUCCAAGCGUCUUUAGAAUUAAUUGAAACAAACUUUUUGACUUUAAAUCGUCUUAGCGCCACGAGGGAACAGUUGAUGGUAGUUCUCGAGGAUCUUCGAGGAAUCUUCAUCCGUGCUACAUACUGGGACCCCAGCAUAGCUGCUUCUUUAUCAUACGUAACAUUGGAUAUAACAACGGAGACCUAUUCACCUCAGUAUAACGUUCCAGCUAGUAGUGUCGAACAGUGUCAAUGUCCACCACGUUAUCAAGGACUUUCCUGCGAGGAAUGUGCUCCAGGUUAUUACAGAGUAGACUCCGGACCUCACGGGGGCUAUUGUGUUCGGUGUGAGUGUAAUGGACACGCGGAUACCUGCGACGUUGACACUGGCAUAUGUUUGAACUGUAAAGAUGGUACAACGGGAGAUCAUUGCGAAUUUUGCGAGCAAGGCUACUAUGGAAAUGCUACCGGGGGAACCCCCACCGAUUGUCUCAUUUGUGCCUGUCCUUUACCCGUCGCGUCCAAUAAUUUCGCCACUGGCUGCGAGGUGAACGAAGAAGGAACUAAGAUAAGCUGCGAUUGUCUUCCUGGUUAUUAUGGUGCUCGCUGCAAGGCUUGCGCUGCAGGUUACUAUGGGAACCCGGAAGUAUACGGCGAGUAUUGCAAACCAUGCAAGUGUUCCGGUAAUAUCGAUACCAACCAAAUCGGUUCCUGCGAUUCUAGAACUGGAGAGUGUCUACAUUGCUUAAAUAACACCUAUGGGGAAGCUUGUAACCUCUGCGCACCAGGAUUCUAUGGCGACGCUAUUGAGAGAAAAGACUGCCGUAACUGCCUAUGCAAAGAAUGCGGAAUGGAGCACUGCGACAGCUACUCGGGCCAAUGUUUCUGUCGCGAGAACGUAAUCGGAGAACAGUGUGAUCGUUGCGCAGAUGAUCACUAUGGUUACGAUACGUGUGAGGGUUGCAAAGCAUGCGAUUGUGGAAUUGCUUCUGAUAGCAGUCAGUGCGACGAGGUCACGGGUCAAUGUAAAUGCAAACCUGGUGUCACUGGGCGUAGAUGCGAUCAAUGCAUCCCAGGAUACUGGGACUAUGGACCGGAAGGAUGCACCUCCUGUGAAUGUAACAUUGGAUACUCCGUCGGGGUAUCUUGUAACACCACCACUGGACAGUGUAGUUGCCUGCCAGGUGUUAUCGGAGAGAAAUGCGAUCACUGUCCAUAUAGGAACGUAUUAAUACCGGGGCAAGGUUGCUUCGUCUGUAACUCGUGCACUGGAAACUUGUUGGAUGUUACAGACGAAUUGGCGGACAUGUUGAAUCCUGUUUUCGAAGAAUUUAAUACGAUGGCUGAGAGCUACUUCACUAAUCAGAGACUGAAAUUUGUCAAUGAUACGGUAAAUGAUCUGUAUCCCGAAGUGAAGCUGUUAGAUCCUAACAGAGUAAACUUCCUGCCUCUGCAAAACGAGGUGAAGAGACUAGGGUCGGAAGUUGCGAACCAGAAGCGCGAGAUCGAUUACAGCGCCGAGGAGAGCGUGAAAUGGAAACUAGCCGCAGAGAAUACUUUGGAGGAUAUGAACUUCUUCGACAAAGAUGUGAUCAAGGAGAUAAAGCUAGUCAACUCGACAAUUUCAGAGGUAGAAUCUCUAGCUUUGAAUAUUGAAUUGGACACUGGCGCUAAAGUAGACAGCGCAUUGAAAGAGGCUGCAGACAUUCUAAAAAAAAUCCAGGGAGUAUCAUUUGUUAGUUUUCGGGACCAUGCAACCGACCAGGCGGAUCAGGCUAACAUUCUGGUGUCGGAAAUGCUCGACUACAACAUACCGGUUGACGUUUUGUCUUCGACCACAGAUAGCCUCAGUCUCAAGGUUAGAAAUGUGACCGAUAAAUUGGACGACCUCCUCGAAAUCACAUGGAAGGUUCAGGACCUAGCUAAUCUAGUCGAUAAAUUCAAUCAAGAGAAUAGACUUACAGCUGAGACCGGAAACUUUGACGUCGUGAAGAAUUCUACUGCAGAAGUGAAUGAAGAUUUAAUGGCCGGGGAAGAAUUAAACAGAAAUGCCAGUCAGUAUUUCAACGAAGCGGAUUAUAACGUAGAAAUAUUGAGAGAAAACGCAAUAGACGAUUCCACAGAAAUAUUAAAUACAACGAUUCUGCAAAAUGAUCAACUGUUGAUAGACUUGACUGAUCCAGUAAAUAAUGCAAACGAACAUGCAGAAUAUCUUUAUAAUCGAUCCUUAGAUUUGGAUAGCCUUUUGACUGACACGAGGAACACCGAUGCUGUGAAAGCUGUUUCAGCUUAUAGGAAUAUUGGAACAGCAAUUGAGGAUGCUCGUGAAGCUGCAAACGACGCCAAUGAUGCAGCGAUAAAUGCAACCACCAUGUCGGAUGGUAUCAAAGCGAGGAUGACGAAUUCGAAAAAUGCAGUUUUACAAUUAUUGGAAUCAGCCAAUGAUACUCUGGCAAAAACAAUGGGAAAACCCGAAGAAGACUUGGACAUUGCCCAAAUUGAUGCUGCCUUCAUUUUCGAUCAAAAUAAGCGCAACAAGGAACUAUUGGACAACAUCGACAAGAUCCUUGCUAGUAUUCAAUCUCCUUCUUCAGCAGUGACGCAAAACGCUAUGGACGACGUUAUGAAAGUAGAGAAGGACAUUAAGCUUUCCGUCAACAUCAUGAAUGGUAUUGUCGAUAAAAUUCCGGAAGACUUGAAGGAAACUAAGCAACUGUCGAAAAACAUCUCAGAAUCGAUUCGUGAUAUAUCUCAAGCGAAGAAGCAUCUGGACGUUGUGAACAAAUUCUUUCCAAAUAUUACCGAAUUGUUAACUAGUUUGAAUGUAAAUCAGAAGACGAUAGAUACCAAUGGUAAUGACUUGCAGAGCAAGAUCGAAGCGUUGAAGAUCAAGGUCGCGAACGCCAGAGAACUGGCAGACCGUUUCAAAGUCGGCCUAACUUUCUACAGGAACACUACUCUUGAAUUAAAGAAUCCUGAGAACCUUCCUCUACUGGCUACGUCUACCAAGAUAUCUCUGUACUUCAGAACGAAAGCGACCAAUGGUUUCCUCCUUUAUCUAGGAAACGAAGAAAAUGCUAAACUACCGCGCUCAAAGACCCACGAUUUCAUGGCGUUGAUGAUCGAAAGCGGCUACCCAGUACUCAUCAUGGACUUGGGAUCGGGACCUGAGAAAAUUAUCAAUAAUAAGUUCGUAUCGGAUAACGUGUGGCGUCAGAUAAUCGUGGAGAGGACCGGCAAGAACGUAAAACUAAUUGUCCGUGAGGACAUCGGCGAGGGUAAAGAUCGAUUCUAUGAAAAAGGACAUGUCUUACCUGGAUCGUAUUCGAUAUUUAACGUAGAUCAAGAACACUCGAAGUUAUUCGUGGGUGGUUAUCCGACGUCCUUCAAUAUGCAGAACGCUGUAACUGCGUCCUCGUUCGAGGGUGAGAUGGAAGAACUUGUGAUAGGCGAAGAUACACCGGUCUCCUUCUGGAAUUUCAUUGAUGGAGAAAAUAAUCAAAAGAUAGCGCUCGAGAGGGAUAAAUUAAUUAACUUCCAACCUAGUACUGGUUAUAGGUUCGAUAAACAUGGCUACGCUAUUUUGAACAAGAGAGAUUUCCAGAUCUCGCCGGAUAGUAAGAAGUUCAGCAUUAAAUUGAAUUUCAAGACGUUCGCAGAAAAUGGGCUGAUCUAUCUGAUGGGUAAAGGCAAACAAUUCCUGUCUUUGGAAAUGAGGAAUGGUCACGUACUUUAUCAGUAUGACCUCGGAGAUGGAGCGACCAGUUUGAUGUCCAUGAAUAAAUUCAACGAUGGAAACUGGCACAACAUGGAGGCUCUUAGGUUCGAGAAAACAGGCGUUCUGAAGGUAGACGGUGUGGAUGUGGUGAAAACUAAAGCGGAAGGAAAUAGCAAGACCUUGGUUUCCUUGGAUAACAUUUAUUUCGGAGGAUAUCCACCGAAUGCUAAACAUCCUUACGAGCCUGUGACCAACGAUGGUUUCGAAGGUUGCAUCGACGAUGUGGUCAUUCUAGAUACAAUAGUCGACUUGACACGCAACAUUCAAGCCUUCGGUGUGGUUCCUGGUUGUCCAGUACGGUUUGCAAGUUUGGUAUCUUUCGAAGAGAACGCACCCGGCUACGUGAGAUGGCAUAAUAUCUCCGUGCCGGACGUUCUUCAAGUGAAUCUGAAGUUCAAGACGUUAGCAAACGAUGGUCUGAUCUUCUAUGUGACUGAUCAUGAGAAAGGUGUGGUUAGCUAUUUAUCGCUGAUCGAUGGUAUUCUUGUCUUCAAUAGUCAGGGUGAAGAACUGCGAACGAAUUCUGCGGGCAUCAAAUUUAAUGACAACGAGUGGCAUGUGAUUACUGCUACCCACUUACGCGAAUUUCUCAAGCUCGACAUCGACGAUACGAAGAAUUAUAGUUCAGAUUUAGAACCACCUGUAUUACAUAUACCUUAUGGCAGUUUAUAUAUCGGUGGUUUACCAGCCGCCUUUGGUAUCCCACAAACCGGCGCCAUGACACCAUUUGUCGGGUGUAUCGGAGAUGCAACAUUGAACGGAGUUAUAAUUAAUUUCGCGAAUACAACGGAGAGACCUCACGCACUCCUUGGAAAGUGCAAAUUGGGAGAUUCAUCAUCUGCGCCAUCUCUAUUUGGGCCAGAACCAAAUAUUCCACCACCUCCUCUAUUGCCCACAGAAAGUCCAGACGACAUUGUCGAAGUAUCUACCCAGAUUAGUAUAGUCGAAGUUGAUAUAGAUAAGAUAACGGAUGAAGAGGAACCACCGUUGGAAGGACGCGGUCACCAUCAAGAGGAUGAUAUUACAACUACUGAAACUACUGCUUCGACUCAGAGAACAACUCCGUACCAUGUUGGACAAUGUCGGUUACCAUAUUAUCCGGCUACAGAUCCUGCAAUGGAAAACGCUUGGCGAUUCGGUACUGCGAUAAACAGUAGAUUGGAAUAUAGGUCUUUGAACGGCAGGUACAAAGAUGACUAUGAUUUCCAAAUCGAUGUUAAAACGAUGGCUGACGAUGGAAUUAUUUUCUAUACUUCGGAUCUUUCUAACCAGAAUUUGAUUGCUGUGUAUAUUAAGGAUGGAAAGGUACAUUACAAAUUUGAUUGUGGAAGUGGACCUGCCCUAUUGACCAGCGAGAAGAAAAUAAAUGACAAUGAAUGGCACAUCGUAAUAUUUAAAAGACAACAAAAUUAUGGACAGCUUAUUGUCGACGAAGAUGAAGCAGUUACCGGAUAUUCGCAAGGGACAACAGAAACUAUGAACGUUAGUCCACCAUUUUAUGUAGGAGGAGUACUUCGAGACAUGUCUAAUAAAGUUCUCAACAUGAUUGGUAUGAAUCAUACGUUCAAUGGAUGUCUAGGAAAUUUCAUGGUAAAUGGGCAACCAGUUGGAGAGCCCGCAAAUAAAGUAGGCGUGAUUUCAUGUUCAAAUCGAGUCGAACCGGGAUUAUUCUUCUACCCGGGUAAUGGUAGCAAUCUCUUCAGAGCAGUGGACAGAUUCACCGUUGGGAAAACAAUUGAUAUUCAAAUGGAUAUCAAACCACGUUCAACAUCUGGUCACUUGUUAUCUGUUCAUGGAAAACGGGAUUACUUGGUCUUGGAAAUAAUUAAUGGAACUGUAAAGUUCCUUGUCAAAACAGCGAAAGGAUCGAUAGAGACCUCUUUCGAACCAACGAAUCCGAAUUCCUUAUGCGAUGGCAACUGGCAUAAUAUUCGAGCUGUUAAACAGAAGAAUGCCGUACUGUUAUCAGUAGACCAUAAAGCAGCCAUGCCAGGAAUCGGCGGUAAAAAUGUGGUAGGAGUAAUGUCGAGACAUCCGAUCUUUAUCGGUGGUCAUCCGUCACUUGGGGCGAAAUUACGGGGAAGUACUUCGCAAGCACAAUACGUUGGGUGCAUCAGCAACAUUCAUAUCAAUAUGAGACCUAUUCACCUGGGUCCUGAACGUGCUAACGGGCAAGUUAUUGUGGGCGUAUGUCCAACAAUAUAAGAAUUUUCAAGAACUUAAA
Eufriesea mexicana is the source of this 11237-nucleotide messenger RNA. It is a transcript of the gene LanA, whose product is annotated as laminin subunit alpha. Lineage: Eukaryota; Metazoa; Arthropoda; Insecta; Hymenoptera; Apidae. The transcript has 20 exons. The coding region runs from base 215 to 11218 and encodes 3667 amino acids. Gene Ontology annotation, molecular function: extracellular matrix structural constituent. Gene Ontology annotation, cellular component: basement membrane. The record is from RefSeq and is a predicted model, not a curated record. Gene Ontology annotation, biological process: axon guidance; animal organ morphogenesis; cell adhesion.